Messenger RNA from Acanthoscelides obtectus, 8625 nucleotides. The record is from the annotation of a GenBank genome assembly. Lineage: Eukaryota; Metazoa; Arthropoda; Insecta; Coleoptera; Chrysomelidae.
UAUUUUGUACAUUUUGUACAUUCAAAGAAUGGCCGAGAGCCUGAGAAGCAGAGAUUAAGGGAAAUUUGGGAUGUAUUGAUUUUCAAGCGAACAGAUAGUAUUAGUGAAGACAGCACUGCGAAGUUAGGUGUUCUGUUGCAUAUUUUUCAUUUUUAGGACAACAAGGAUAACUGCUUCAAAAGCAUCCCAGAGGGUCUGUGGUGGGCGAUAGUGACAAUGACCACAGUAGGCUAUGGCGACAUGGCGCCCAAGACCUAUGCUGGAAUGUUUGUUGGUGCCCUUUGCGCCCUUGCGGGGGUUCUGACCAUAGCUUUGCCGGUGCCCGUCAUAGUUUCUAAUUUUUCGAUGUUCUACUCACACACACAGGCACGGGCAAAGCUUCCGAAACAAAGACGUAGCGUCCUACCAGUGGAACAACCACGUCGCAAGAAAACGGAACAACCCACAAAUCGAAGAAUGAAUGCUAUCAAGCACAAUCCCGUAGCCUUAAAGAACCAAUUUGAAGAUAAAUCUGGCGAUAAUAAUGGUGUCAAUUUGAUAGGUUUAGCUCUACAAGGACCAUCAAUGCCUAGUAUAGCAGUACUGCAUCACAAUGGGCCAUACACCAUCCCCAUAAGACCGGAUAUACCAAGUCCGUCUGAAAUUCCCCCCAUAGCUCAAAUCAUCACCCCCCUCCGACCCCGUCCAGCCACUGUGGGCAGCGUGGAUGUGCUUCCCCUGCAACCUAAAUACCUACCCACUUUCGACCGUGAGCGACGGUCGGAACCCAGAGAGACUACGAGCUAUCAAGAGAACCUGGUAGCAUGCAAGUCGGAGCAGUUUACAUCAAGGUUUUUCAAUGAAGUAUGUCCUAGUCUGACAGAAAAAGAGAUUAGCCCAGCGAGCGUCCCAGCAAUGGCGAUAGGCAGUUCCACAGAGGUCUUGGUGAGCAUAGUAGAGAAUCAAGCCAAGCUGCGUAAACGGUCACUUAUGACGAUGCCUUGCGAUCCCAGGAACCUGGAAUCAGCUAUGGAGAAGGACUCUCCUGACUUCGAGAACCUCAAGUCGCCCAGCACUGAGUUUACCACCUCGACGGUGGAGUCGACACCUGCGGAGGAACGUGUAAGGGCCGAGUGUGAUAUUAGCAGGCGUGGUAGUGACAAAUACAUCGUGUACUAGUUGAGGGAUCAGUGUUUCAUGAUAAUUUAUAUUAUAUUGUUGCGACUCAUUGGAUAGAAGGAUUUCUUAUCGUUGUUGUAACACCAUAUCGUCGCUAAGGUACUAACACUGCGUAACUAAAAAAAUAAUUAAUAAGGUAUGCGUGUACUUGAAAAGAGUCAUCAGUAAACAGUAUUUCAAGGACUUAGGGGCCAAACAAGCAUGGGGAAUUAUAAAACAAGAAUGUGAUUCGAUAAGGGAUCCAAAGACCCACCGUUAUUUUUGCUCUCCUAAAAAGUUGUCAGUUUUGAGAGAUGCGAUAUUAGAACUUGCGCGCUUUUGACUACCAAUUCUUUACAAGCAUUGCGUAUUUCUAAUUAGCCGUUUAGUACUAUAAUUCAUGAAUACUGAAUACUAAUUGAUAAAAGUUUGUAUAUCUUUUUUCGUAAUUUGCCUUCAAUAGAGAAUUCUGAAAUAGUCACUUUUAUCCGAUGACUUGCAAUAACAAGAUUCGAAGAUUUUUACUAUAAUGCAUAUCUAAGUGUGAAUACGACACAAAACAUCAUUAUUAUCACUGUUGUCAGUUCUAUUAUCAGUGUGGUUAGUCAAUGGUAUGAUUUGAAUAUGGGCCAAUAAUAACACAUUUUUUUAAGGUUUUACAUUUAGUCUGAUAGACUGAUUAUUGAAUCGGACCCUUUCUGUUCUAAAUACUCGUAUGAGUGUAAAGCAGAUCCAUGGUUUUGGUUGAUUAUUGCACGUUUAGACUGUCUAUCGAUAGUUUAGAAUCCCGAUUUAGUCAAAGAAAAUUUGAGACUUUUUAUAACUCAUAUGCAUUUAGAGGGACCAAAAACUUUUAAAUUGAAUAAAAAUAGAAAGCAUAAAAAGUACAAAAUAAACUAAGCAGUAGAGGUUUUGGCCAUAUGUCCAAAAAUAGUUUUUUAUUAGAUAUUAUAGGAAUAUUCCGUCCCUGGAAACAACUCAAAUUUCAACUAGAUAACAUCUAUGAGAUUUUUAUAUUUGAGUAUCGUAGAACAUUUGAAUCUUGAACUAUCACCAACAUUUUUUUAUUCUGGUGCUUCAAUGCUUUUAAGUACCCAGACUUCGUCAUUUUUGCAUUUUGGUCCAAAACUUACCAUUUUGUAAUAAUUAACUCAAGUAUAUUUAAAUAAGCGCAUGGUCCACUUUCCACUUCAAAUCAAUAAUAACACAUAACAAGGCACAAAAUAUUAAUACAAAUAAUAGUGUUGCUCUAGUACGCUCACAUUAAAAACAAAAAAUGCUGUCACAGUAUAAUAGAUCAUUGAUGUCCGUUUUUGUUUUUAUUGUGGGCGCAGUGUGAAAUACAAUCAGGUGCUGAAAAAGCAAAAUAUUCAUGCAAGUUUAAAAUAAAUACGCUUUAAAAUAUUUAAAUGUACAAACUUCGUAGAUGGAAUCAAUAUGAAUUAUUUUCAGAGCCGAGCCGAGCAUAUAGAGCUUGAUGCUUCUACCAAGCAAAUCUAAACUUUAUAUUUUCAUCACAAGUUUAUAAACUUGCCAUGAUCAACUGAAACUUAUGGAAGCUUUGACCUUGCUACAUCAUCAAGUAUUAUGUUAUUUCCUUCUUACUACCAAUAGUUAGGACUGAAUGAAAAAGUAUUUAUUCAUGAGACAUUUUCCAUAAAAAUAAUGUUAAGCAAGGCUCGUGUAGACCCAAGCAUAGUGAGCCACAGGAUCAGUAUAGAACCGAAAAUAAUACACUGCUCAUUCAAAUAAUGGCAACGAUGCAGCGCGUAAUGCCACUGUUACGUUAAUGGUCUUAAAUGCAAGUUGACAGCAACUAAACAUUUUUAAUAUGAUAUGAUUUGUUGUGUUACUAGAAGUCAUAAUGAAUCAAAAUCGCAUAUUGACGCGUUUAUUCUUUCCAACCAAGUUUUUAUUUAUUGAAAAGUUUCCUAAUUGAAUAUCAACAUGUAAGGGGGUAAUCUUUGGGUCCAUCUUAAGAAGUAAACCUUACAUGAACCUAUGUCCCCUGAAGAUCUUAACGGCACGCCACCGACCUUUCUUAUAGAUAAAAAAAUUGUAGUAGUAGUACAUACCAUUCAGGUUUUUCGGGCUGUUAAGCCGUAUUGGGGUUGGAUUUUUCGGCUACAUCUGCGGUAGCCACCUUCAGUGGCACUGUCGGCGAGAGCGAAGUGCUCGGCUUGGCGGGUCGACUGAAACUGAUCGGUCAACUGGAUGGGCGUACGGUUUUAUAGGCGAUCGGCAGACUGAGGACUGAGCUGUCUGAUAGGGGAGUCUGGGUCUCUUGAAUGACGUGGUUUUUGUGCUGUGUUUUUUAGAAUUGGGAACCACGUUUUGUUUAAAGCCAGGCCUUCAGUUUGGUAGAACAGAACAUUGUGGCCGUCUUGGAGUGCGUGUUUGGCUACCUCUGAUUUAUCAGUUUGUUCCAGUCGACAGUUUCUUUCAUAUUCCUUGAUGCGUGUUCGGUACUUUACCACAGGAACACGGUAUUCUGUAUACGCCGUCACCGCUCAAGGGGUCCCUAGGGUCCUUUACUGAUGUUAGGAGUUGCUGGAUUUUAUUUGUCGGCUUGUAGAUGGUCUUGACGUUGCGUUUCUCAGCAACCUACCUAUUCUAUCUGUAAUGCCUUUAAUGUAUGGUAGAAAGGAGACUCCCGUAGGUGGUUCCUUGUCUCCUGCCGGCGGUCUGCUUUUUUGUCGUGAAACCUGCUUUAUUUGUUCCCUGCUAUAGCCUUUUGCUUGUAAGACUAUGGUAACAUGAUCCACUUCCCCCUGCAGGUAUUGAGGUUCACAGAUUUGGUGUGCCCUGUCUAUCAGAUUUUUAGUGACACCUCUUUUUUGUCCAGGAUGAUGGUUGUGUAGAUAUUUGUCAGUGUGUGUUGCUUUGCGGUAAACUCUGUGACCCAUCUCUAAGUUCUCUCGUCUUACCACCAGGAACGCCAGUUGACUGUCCUCUUCUAUCUCCAUUGUGAAUUUGAUUUUGGGGUGACUGCUGUUUAGGUGAUUUAGGAUGACUGCUAGUUAUGUUCUUUCGUGGCUCCAUACCACGAAGGUAUCAUCCACAUACCGUAGCCAACAACUGGGACGAUUGGGAGCGGUGUUCAGUGCCUCUUCCUCGAACUUUACUAUGUAUAAAUUGGCAAUUAUAGGUCUUAGCGGACUUCCCAUUGCGACGCGUCAGUUUGUUCAUAAAAUUGAUUGUUCCACCGGAAAUAUAUACUUGUUAUGGUGUGUCGGAACAAGGUCAGGAUAUCCUCUGGAAAAACUUGCUUUAGCUAAUCCAGUGAUAGGUCUAGUGGGACAUUUGUGAGAAGUGACACUACAUCAAAACUGACCAAAAUGUCGUCUGGCGUGAGCCGGAUGUUCUGUAUCUUUCUUAUGAAAUCGGUGGAAUCCUUGACCUACUACUGGCUAUGACCGAUUUGAGGCUGAAGCAUGUUCGUUAGAUGUUUCGCUAGUUCAUAAGUAGGUGACCCGAUCGCACUGACUAUAGGUUUAACGGGGACAGAUGGCUUGUGAAUUUUUGCUAGACCGUACAAUGUGGGUAGAAGUUUUGAUGUAGUGACUCUUUUCACAAAUGCGCCACUAGACCUAUCACUGGAUUACCUAAAGCAAGUUUUUCCAGAGAAUAUCCAACAAGACCACGGCUCAACAGCCCGAAAAACCUAAAUGAAAUUAGAAUUAGCCGUGAAAGACUUCAUCCUUCAAGUAGUAGUAGAGUCUGUAUUCAUUUAUGAGAAGAUCUGAUCUCUUGAAUCUUUUUAUUCCGACGAGCAGUUUUCGCCUAAAAAAGUAAGCGAUACUGUUAUGAUCAUGCAGAGAAACGGUUUUCAUUUUUUUAAGCGAAAGCCGUGCAUUGAAUCGAAAAAAGUAAGCAAUCGAAUAUGUUUAUAAAUGACUGGGGAUUUCUAGAGUGAUUAUUAUUUGAAGAAAAAUCAAUGUCUGCUAAAGUAGACAAGUGAAAUUCCAAACAAACGCCUCGGGUGGAAGAAAAUAAAGUAAAUAAUGUGGUACAUCAAAAAUGCUUCUGAUUGAAAUAUCUGAACUGGUAUUAAGAGACAUUAUAUAUCUCUCGUAUAAAGCUUUCUUCUUAAAAUGGAUCCAACAGCUUAAAUAUUGACAUUAAUUAAUAAAAUCAACAGUUUUCGAAGUUUUUCAAUUUCUGUAAUAUACCAACAAAGACAUUUUGCCCUAAGUAAUAAAAAGCUUCGUAUGAUAGAUUUUCUUGGUUUGCACGUAAAUUAAGCGAUUGUAACCCGACUACAGUAACCCAAAGGAGUGUAUUUUUUAUUGUGCUAUCAAGACUAAUCAAAUGUUAAAAUCCAUCAAGUCAUUUCAAGUUUAACCCAUGAGACAUAAAUUUCAAGGCUUAAGCUUAAUAUCCACCAUUUUGAUCUUAUAAAAUUUUGGUAUACAUCGGGUCACUCUCUCUCUCUUCCAUGAUCAAUCAAGACGUUUAAGCUGUAGCGCAUGAAGCAGAAAUUUAAAACUUUUUUUAUUAAAAUUCGCCAUUCUAUUAUUAUAAAUCCCACCAUCACUUGUAGUGCUAAGGCAAAACUAACGACACUCACAUGUCAAAAUCCAUCAUGCCGUUUAAGCAGUAGCCUGUGAAAUAGGAGUUUCAAGGGUAAACCUAUCUUCAACAUCCGCAAUUUUUUUAGUAAAUUUGAAUGUAGUCAACAUUUUUGUCGUACUGCUGAGAACAAUUCAAGAAUAUCUCUCAUAUCAAAAGCAACUAAGCUGUUUAAGCUUCAGCUUGUGAAAUAGGAAUUUUAAGGUUGAUUGUCUUAUUAAAAUCCGCCAUUUCGUUUUUAUAAAUCUUUUGUUACAAAGAUACAUAGGUGUACAUACCCACGCGCCAAAAAAUUACAGUCGGGUGAAAAGUCCGAAAAUAGUAACUAUACAAAGAAAUUAACAGUUAUUCUAAGAAACAGAAUGAUUUCCUUUUCAGUUUUCCUCAGAACAAUUUUGUUAAGAAUUACUCGUACAUUAAACUAUAAAUUAUUAGAACGACUUGUCAGAUUUCUAAAAUGCUCUUAAAUGAUCAUUUUAAUAACUAUUUCUAAUAAAGAUACUAAUUUCUCAGAAGUCAUUCUCAGUUCAAGCCGAGCUCGCGAGAUGGUAGUCAGGUAUUUAUUUACUUUCUAGCUCCUUUUAUCACCUUUGAGGUAAAAGGGGAACCAUUAUUAUGAAAUCAUGGUCUGAUCUACAUUGGUUUGACCGUCUAUUUGUAAAAAAUAUGAUAAUAUGAGUGUUUUUCAGUAAUUUUUUGGCUUACUGUAAUUUUUAAUACUAGUUACGACCCUGUUCUAAGAAAUACUGAAAACGAAAAAUAUAUUUCGGGUUAUUGUUGAAAAAUUACAAAAAUUGAAAAAUCUAAAAAAAUUCAUAUAUAUGGGGUGACAUGUUUUGCAAUUCGGGCUUCUUAUCAUGUCCCGGAAAUGAUCCGGCAAAUUACUACUAUGCUUAAAUAUGUUUUCCAACAGUAAUAGUAAACAGGAGGGCGCAUAAGACCUGUGUUAGGCCUAAGACAAAUUCGAUAAAAAUUAAGGGAUAUGGCGAUCAAAACGUUUGAAGGGAAUUUCGAGGUAAUAACAAAAAACGUCGAGGAAUCAAGACUACGAGAUUAAUUUCGAAAUUACUUUCUUUUUUUUGUAGUAUGAUUUUAAACAUCUAAAAAGAUUCUAUAAUAUACUCUAUAAAGUUUUCUAGAACCUCACAUUGCAAUCAGUCCUUCAUCGUAAUUAGUUUUCGAGAUAUAACACGUGACGUAUUCAACCUGGUUUGAAUAGAUGAUAAUUACAGCGGAGCUCAGCCGCGAAGUAUUUGUUAAUCGUAAACGAUAUUAAAUCAUAGACUUCUAUACAGGGUGUCUGCGAAAGAUUGAGAAAUCUCGAAACUGGACAUACUACAGACCAAAAUAUGUGGAUUGACCUAAACAUACCUCAGUCCAAAAGUUGGUAGCUUGCGAGAUACAGGGUGUCAAAGUUUCAAUUUUAUUUUCUAUUUUUCCUUAUUGCUUGAGAAGUAUUUCAGAUUUUGGCAUUAAGCUCGGUAUAGGGAGGUUUUCAAGUAUGAGAAACAAAAAUCCGAUAUUUUUUAUAGCAAACAUAUAGGGGGCGCCACUUGCAGCACUAUUUCGGUAAAAAACUUAUCAUAACUUUUUUGUGCUACUCUGUAUAAAACAACUGACCGAAAAAUCUUAUUAUCUCGUACUUCCACAACAAAAAAGGUUUACAUGUUAGAAGUGUCUAAAACUAAUAUUUUUUGAGAUAUUUGUUUUUAAAGCAACAUUUUGCAAAUCCGUACAUUAAAUAAAUAUCAGAAUAUUCAUCAAACGUAUACUCCAUGAUGUUUAAGAACUAAUUGUCAACUUAAACUUAUUCAUGAAGUUUAAAGCAAUAUUAUGACAAACAUUAGAAACCAUAACAACGCUACUCAGAUGUUAUGCAAAGCAACUUGAUUAUUGUGUUAAAAAAGUAUUUUAUCAUCAUGGUACAAAUAAUGCAUUGGAACUUAUGACGCCCUCUAGAAGUUUGGCCAUAAAAAAUAACGGAUUUUUAUUUCUCAUACUAGAAAACCUCCCUAUACCGAGUUUUGUGCCAGCAUCUGAUAUACUUAUCAAGCAAUAAGGAAAAAUAAUAAAUAAAAUUGUAACUUUGACACCAUAUUUUGGUUUGUAGUAUCUCCAGUUUCGAUGUUUCCCAACCUUUUGCAGACAUCCUGUAUAUGUUGCUAUUUGGGGGCCAAGUCAUCAUACUCAUCCAAAUGGGCUCUUUGAUUUGUCAGUUUCCAUUUGAUACUAAUAUCGUUCUCCACUGACAUGCACUAAGUCAUCGCAAAUGGAAUUGCAAUUCCGGUAACGGUGUAGGGCAAUAUGAAGUGGAAGCGCAAUAGUGCGGAAACACAAUCAAUGCAGGACGGAUAUUCAUCAAUUAUUCCACAACCUAUUUGAGUUAUGUAUAUGACCUAUUAUUUAUCAUAUUUCUUGCUUAUACCACCAUAGCGAAGUUCACAAAUUUUGAGGAACUUGUACAAACGACGUAGUAUUUAGGAAGAUAAUGUAAACUAGCAAUGAUGUUCCCAGAGGAGCACACGAUAACAAAGAAAAAUGCACUGAAGAACCUGGCAGCACAGCCCAAUAAGACGUGCGUAAAUAGUGCAAAAGUGCAUGCCGGUGGAAAACACUAUUUCUUUGAAUGUGUGAAUUUCACACUGACAUUGAUCGCUGCAGUGUUGUGGUAUCUUAAGCGCUGGCAAUAUGUAUUUAUAAUAGAUUUUGGCCUGACGAUUUUCUAUGUUUUAUAAACCGCAAUGAACAGGGAUAUUCAAAUUAUGAUGUAGAUGUAUUCUAUUUGUGUACACUAAAACCUUAUUAUAGUUCUCCCGAUAUGCCUCAAACCUAAAUGAAACAAUUGUUAAAUGUUGUCGUACCACUAUGAAAAUGUUUAUGUUAUACCACAUCUUUUUGAGUUUUUAGUAUGCAGCA